Molecule: messenger RNA, 1581 nt
Organism: Helianthus annuus (common sunflower)
Lineage: Eukaryota; Viridiplantae; Streptophyta; Magnoliopsida; Asterales; Asteraceae
Product: serine/threonine-protein kinase WAG1
Exons: 1
Coding region: 203-1558 (451 amino acids)
Biological process (GO): protein phosphorylation
Cellular component (GO): nucleus; plasma membrane; cytoplasm
Molecular function (GO): protein serine/threonine kinase activity; ATP binding
Source: RefSeq, a predicted model, not a curated record
AAUGCUCAAAAUUAAUUCUAUUGGUCGUUAAAAAAACCCAAUUAACACGAGACACCUUUAUAUAUAAACAAACCAAACCCUAACCAAAUCUCCACCAUCACAUAUUCCUCACAAACAAGUUAUAAUCAACAAUCAAGACACGAGUAUAUAACCCAACCAAACCCUAACCAAAUCUCCACCAUCACAUAUUUCUCACAAAAUAAUGGAAGACGAUUACUCCCCCACACUCAUUCAUCACGAUUCCGAUAUCGAUCUCAGCUUCACCAGCUCAACCUCCAUCACCACCACCACCACCACCAGUGCUCGCUCCAGUCUUACUAGCCUCAGCUUCACCGACUCAACUCGCAUCUCCUCCGUCUCCACCACCACUUCCUCCACCGAAAUCCCCAACCUCCACCGCCGCCCUCACCGGAGCUCCGACACCAACUGGUCCGCCAUACGCACCGCCACAAACCUCUCCUCCGACGGUGCACUCCACCUCCACCACCUCAAACUCAUCCGCCACGUCGGAUCUGGCAACCUUGGGAGAGUAUUCUUAUGCCGUGUACGUGACAACGAUCACGCAACUUUUGCUUUAAAAGUUGUUGAUAACAACCUGCUGACGUGUAAAAAGUUGUUACAAGUGCAAACAGAGGCUCGGAUCCUCUCCGUGCUAGACCACCCGUUCGUUCCUACACUCUACGCGCAUCUAGAAGCUUCUCACUACACUUGCUUCUUAAUCGAUUACUGUUCAAACGGAGACCUACAUUCCGUGCUCCGCAAGCAACCUAACUACCGGUUUCCGAUCAACGCCGUUAGGUUUUACGUUUCAGAAGUUCUCGUAGCGUUAGAGUAUCUCCACUCGAUCGGAAUUGUUUACCGUGAUUUGAAGCCGGAAAACAUACUUAUCCGUAACGACGGUCAUAUUAUGCUGUCGGAUUUUGAUCUAUGCUUCAACGCUGACGUCAUUCCGGUCCUUGAUCGCCGGAGUGAUGACGUCAGAAGUAAAGGUCAGCGGAAUUGUUUCGGAUUUUCAAAAGGUGAAGAGGAAACGUUGCCGGAGUUUGUGGCGGAGCCGACGACGGCGUUUUCGAAGUCGUGUGUAGGUACACAUGAAUAUCUAGCGCCGGAGUUGAUCUCCGGUGACGGUCAUGGAAACGGGGUGGACUGGUGGGCGUUUGGAGUGUUGGUUUAUGAGUUGUUGUACGGAACGACGCCGUUUAGGGGAGGGAGUAAGGAGUGUACACUGCGUAAUAUAGCAACAAAGACGGUUAGGUUUGAUGAGGUGGAUGUUAAGGGAAUGGCGCAGGCUAAGGAUUUGAUAGAGAAAUUGUUGGUGAAAGAUCCGCGGGAGAGGCUAGGAUGCGCCAGGGGUGCGGCGGAGAUUAAACGGCACCCGUUUUUUGAUGGUGUUAAGUGGCCGUUGAUCCGGAUGUACCGGCCGCCGGAAGUGAGGGGGGUGACGGUUAAGAAGGGCGGCAAGGCGCAUGUUAGUCACGUGGGUGUACAGAAGAAAAGGCGGUCGUUAUGGAAGGGGGUUAGGUGUAUAGUGUUGAAAGAUAAGGGGGCUAAAUGUUAAAUUGGAAUUUAAACAAUAUUACU